CUUCCUUUCGUGAUUGAACGAGGCACAUCCGUUGCGUUAUUCAAUUCGUUGGAACAGCAUGGAGUAAGCUGAAUCUAAGCCAGUCUUGGUCAGGGAAGUGCAAGCAUGAGAUCUCUCGUUGUUGUUAUACUGUUGGCGGCCCUUGAGUACGGAUCCGCAUUAAUCUGCUAUGAGUGCAACAGCGCGAUCAACUCCAUGUGCUCGGAGGCGGUGCUGCCCGACAGUUUGAAACGGAACUGCAGCGAUCACGAUCGAGGAGUUACACACACGCUCUGCAGGAAAAUCGUACAGCAUGUGGACCACGACAUCAACGGACAUCAGGUAGCCAGCAGGGUCAUCAGGAGCUGUGGCUGGGAUGAGACCAAGUAUAAAGGAAUGUGCUAUCACAGAUCUGGUUAUGGCGGGCGUCAGGAAGUGUGCUCUUGCACAAAAAAUCUCUGCAACCACUCCGGCAGAUUUGAAUUUUCCUAUUAUCUUGCCGGCUUGGUAUUUGUCCUCCUGUUUGACACGGCCAACAGUUUUAAAUACUAGCAAAAUUUUAUUUUUAAUGCCAAUAAAAUAUUAAAUUUCCUCAGCCGAUUAUAUUGUGAAAUGUAUAUAAAGUGAAUAAAGUUAAAUGAAGCUUUUGG
Molecule: messenger RNA, 629 nt
Organism: Danaus plexippus (monarch butterfly)
Lineage: Eukaryota; Metazoa; Arthropoda; Insecta; Lepidoptera; Nymphalidae
Exons: 3
Coding region: 106-531 (141 amino acids)
Biological process (GO): regulation of synaptic transmission, cholinergic; sleep; positive regulation of voltage-gated potassium channel activity
Source: RefSeq, a predicted model, not a curated record